UCUUCUCUACCCCCAUCACUGGAAACAGGAGGAGGCAAACAGGUUAACCUGCUCUAUAUGAAGGAUUCUCCCUGUUAAAUGUUUUUUUUCCCCCUUUCUCUCUGCCACUGUUGCUCCAGAGGUUUCACGCCCGGAGACAGUGUGCAUUGUUAAUGGCGCUGCAUGAAUACAAUUGAAUCAGACUGAAUUGUUUCCCUGCUUUGCCGCUUACAAAAUGGUGCCAUUGUUGUGCUAAUGCAAUGCUGACUGUGUGAAUUGUAAUUUAACAUCACAGAGGGCCAGACGAUCAAUGCGAAUCCGUGCCAUGCUAUUGUAGCUGUGCUAGAGUAGAACAAAGUAGUAUUGCAGGGUUGGUUAUUAUCUGCGGAAAUAUAAUUUUUUUGUCUUUUUGCUCUUAUCAUGUAGUGCAAUUGUGAUUCUUGAGGGUAUUUUGUCAAUGGAGUUAGCAGCUAAAUGUUGUGACUGGUGCCAGGCCCAAUCUGUGCUGGUGAGGGCUGCGUCACUGACGUGGGUGUUUGCUUGUUUAUGAGUCAGGAGUGUUAUCUAAGUAAACACUCCUCCUCAGGCCAAAACAAGUCAUUGUUUGCCAAGUAUUGAGGCCGGGAUCAUAAGUGAAUGUGACUUGUAUAUUUAAAUGGAAUAUUCAUUAAGAAUAGCGCUAAGUCAGCCUGUGUCUUUUCUGCUGCCGCAGAGUGGCUGAUUAUGUGCUCCUGUGGGUUGGACUGGACUCGGUGGAAAAGAGACUCAUUGUUCCUGAGGAGUUUAAUCCUCCGGACCUUGGCCUCUGUGGUAGAUGGCAGUAAUUCUAGAUAAAGUACCUGCGUUUCGCUUGCCUCUCUUUUAUUGGUUUCCGGCGUCCUUUACAGCAGUGACAGGGCAUUCAACCCUUACGUAACCUCAAAAUAUCUGUAGCUAAAGUGGCUUUGGGUAGCUCUGGCUAGCCCCCGUGCUCCAGCCCAGCGCUGGUGUGGGAGUCUGGUGUCCUCUGCUUCGGGGGGUGGAUAGAAAGAUGAAAACUGCGAACUGAGGCUUUCUGGGAAAAUAGUCUCGGCCUCACCCCGUAUGCACCGUGUCAGGGAGCCAGUGAGAUGAAGGGCACAUGAACAUGAACGCCAGCGCUUCAGACACACGGCUCGUGAUGGAGGGAGUCGCUAUCAAUGAGAGUAGCAGUGACGUGCAGAGCUUUGAUGAGCGUGUUGCUCUCAUCGCUCUCCUUGUCUUCCUGUCUCUGGUCAUGCUCAUGAGUGUGCUGGGCAACCUGCUGGUCAUGGUGGCUGUGUGCAAGGACCGCCAGCUCAGGAAAAUAAAGACCAACUACUUCAUCGUGUCGCUGGCCUUUGCGGACCUGCUGGUGUCAGUUCUGGUGAUGCCGUUUGGGGCCAUCGAGCUGAUCCAGUCGGACUGGCUCUUCGGCGAGACCUUCUGCCUGGUGCGGACCUCGCUGGACGUCCUGUUGACCACAGCCUCCAUCCUACACCUCUGCUGCAUCUCCCUGGACAGGUACUAUGCUAUCUGCUGCCAGCCACUGGUCUACAGGAACAAGAUGACACCUUUACGUGUUACGCUCAUGAUCGGGGGCUGCUGGGUAAUCCCCACCGUCAUCUCCUUCCUACCCAUAAUGCAAGGCUGGAACAGCAUUGGAAUUCAUCACGAGAUUGAGAUGCGGAGAAACAUUGGGAACAACGGCACGGUGUGCGUCUUCAUGGUCAACAAGCCGUACGCACUCACCUGCUCAGUGGUGGCCUUCUACAUCCCGCUGGGCCUGAUGGUGCUGGCCUACCAGCGCAUCUACGUGACGGCGCGCGAGCACGCGCGGCAGAUCGGCGCCCUCCAGAGGGCCGGAGGCGCCGCCUCGUCCUCCGCCAGCGACAGCGCCGCCCACCAGCGCAACCACCGCAUGCGCACGGAAACCAAGGCGGCCAAGACUCUGUGCAUUAUCAUGGGCUGUUUCUGCCUGUGCUGGGCCCCCUUCUUCAUCACUAACGUGGUGGACCCCUUCAUCGACUACACGGUGCCCGAGAAGCUGUGGGCCGCCUGCCUCUGGCUGGGCUACAUCAACUCCAUGCUCAACCCCAUCCUCUACGCCUUCCUCAACAAGUCCUUCCGCCGUGCCUUCCUCAUCAUCCUCUGCUGCGGACGGAGGCGCUACCGGAGAGCCUCGAUACUGGGGCCCCGCGCGCCGUGCACCGCCACGCAGAUCAACGGAUCCACGCACGUGCUCAAGUAUGCAGUUCUCCACAAUGGAAACCACGCCGAGCAGGAGAAGGUGUCCCUGCAGCCCGACACAGAGUCACAGGAGUCCUGCUUCUGACACACACUUUCACAGACUGAACAGAGUCGCAGGGAGUCCUGCUGCUUCUGACACACUUCCACAGACUGAACAGAACAGAGCCGCCGCGCCCCAGCGGUGCGACCCCCCCCCCCAUUGGAAGGGACCAUCCUCUCACCCUUGGCCUGCUCUUGCGGAGGGCUCCGGAAUGUUCUGAAAGCUGAUUGAGACAGAGUUCCUGUGGUUGUGAGACUGAAACAUUGACUCUGAAAUGAUGACAUGCAGUAUAUUGCCAAAGGUAUUUCAUAUGAAUUUUGAGAUUAAGAAAAUAAUAAAAGAUUUGUUUUCCUAUGUAUAGAGAAAGAGCUUUACCACAA
Molecule: messenger RNA, 2646 nt
Organism: Clupea harengus (Atlantic herring)
Lineage: Eukaryota; Metazoa; Chordata; Actinopteri; Clupeiformes; Clupeidae
Gene: htr4
Product: 5-hydroxytryptamine receptor 4
Biological process (GO): regulation of appetite; adenylate cyclase-activating adrenergic receptor signaling pathway; positive regulation of MAPK cascade
Cellular component (GO): plasma membrane
Molecular function (GO): G protein-coupled serotonin receptor activity
Source: RefSeq, a predicted model, not a curated record